GUAAUCGCACUCCGUAUCCACAUUUCCGCCAUUUAUCAAUCAAACUUUGGUGAUAUCGCACAGCGUUACCUACAUCACUCUUUCAUUCUGCAUAAUCAUUGAUCAAGAACUUAUCAGGGGUCGAACCUCGAAGGGAAGUGAUAUUUGACAAGUUUAAGAAGGUUUCCACAGGGUUUGUGUACGAGAUUGGUAUUCGAAUAAUCUCAUAGCGGUUGAACAAAUAGCGGGGUAGAGGCUGAACAAUCUAACCUUCUCGAAUUGUUUUCUCCUAGCUGCUACCUGACGAGCUUACUGUCAGAGCACUAGACAUUCUCGGGGUGAAAUCCUUGUCACGAUUGUCUACAGUGCGAACGGACACCGGAGAACUGGAAUUCAACACGCACUGUCGUAUAAUCUGAGGAGUUCUCCGUGCUUGCCACUUUCACAAGAAAGCCUUUGAUAUUCAAUCUCUACAAAUCCUAAGGAGAUUCAUAAGUAUGAGAAUUGCUUGUUUACAGUUCGAUCCUCAAGUCGGAGAUGUCAAAAAUAACUUCACAAAGGCGGAUGCAAUACUCGCGAAAGCAAAACCGGAAGAUCUCGAUCUUUUAGUAUUGCCUGAGAUGGCAUUCUCUGGUUAUAAUUUCUCUUCUUUGGAACAAAUCACUCCUUACCUUGAGCCGACUACUUCCGGUGUCACGUCUUCGUGGGCACGCACGGCAGCUCUCAGGCACAACUGUAUAGUUACGGUUGGUUAUCCAGAGAAAGUUGGCGAUUUAUCUAGUGGAUCAACAAAUUCCAAAUGCUAUAAUUCUACGGUUACGAUGGAUAAGGAUGGCAAGACUAUCGCCAACUAUCGAAAGUCAUUCCUAUAUUAUACAGAUGAAACUUGGGCUCAUGAAGGAUCUGGCUUUUUUGAUGGAGAUAUCGAGGGUCUAGGGACUGUGGCAAUGGGAAUCUGCAUGGACUUGAAUCCAUAUAAAUUCGAAACUCCUUGGAAUGCUUGUGAAUUUGCUUUUCAUGUACUUCAAAAGAAAGCAAAUCUUGUCAUCAUGUCCAUGGCUUGGCUUACAAGACAAGAUCAAUUACCUUACAGUCUAUUGGCAAGAGAGCCUGAUAUGGAUACAAUCUCUUACUGGAUUUCUAGACUGAAACCUAUAAUUGAAGCUAGUAGGACAGAAGAAAUCAUUAUUGUUCUCGCCAAUCGGUGCGGAGCUGAAGGCGAAUCAACGUAUGCCGGAACUAGCACAAUCCUAGGUAUCAAGGGUGGCGAAGUUAAUGUCUACGGAAUACUCGGCCGAGGUGAGGAAAAGCUUUUGAUUGUCGACACUGAUCAGCAUCCUAUGGCAAAAAUAAUUUCGGGUACCAAGUGAACCGAGAGGUGAAUCCGCCAACUAUCGACGCAAUCUCGUAGCUCAAUGCUAGAAGUCGAAUAACCAAACCAUGUUGUCGAUGACUUUCAGAUAAUAAACUCAACAGCAACUACAUUUACAAGUAUCUCACAAUGAUAAUACCUGUCGCGUUGGA
Molecule: messenger RNA, 1503 nt
Organism: Botrytis cinerea B05.10
Lineage: Eukaryota; Fungi; Ascomycota; Leotiomycetes; Helotiales; Sclerotiniaceae
Exons: 4
Coding region: 477-1349 (290 amino acids)
Biological process (GO): protein catabolic process
Molecular function (GO): protein-N-terminal glutamine amidohydrolase activity; protein-N-terminal asparagine amidohydrolase activity
Source: RefSeq, a predicted model, not a curated record